AUGUCGACACAUCCAGUUGAGUCAAUAAAAAUCCUCCUGUUUAAGAAGAUAAUGGAUAUAGUCUUUCUGAAUUAUAAGCACAACUCUGCCACAACUCCUGAAGACCCUUUCGAAGGUGGAAUUAAAUAUUUCUGUCCAAUCAUUACAAAAGAAUCUCUAAAACCAAUUUCUUUUAUCAAAGUGCUGCCAUAUAAACCGAUCAAAGCUUUGCUUUCCUGGGAUAAACUGAAAUUGAAUAAAGAAUAUGGACAAAUAAGACCGAAGCAAAAAACUCCAGAUGAAAACUCUGGAAAAAUCUUCCGGACAAAAACUUUGCUGUCGAUCAGUGAUUCAAAACUCAUCUUCGUCGGCAAUGAAGCCGUCGUUGAAGCCAUCAUCCAGAUUGACGAGAACCAAGCUUUUCCUCCAGGUGCAUGUUGGAGGCGUCAUUUGAAAACUAGAAACAUCAUGUCCCCAAUUCGCAUGAACAUUAAAAUCACUGACGUUAUUAAUUUUCAGACCUUCAUUGUCGUUUUCGUCAUCAUCCUCAUCAACGUACGCAACGCAGUUAACAAGUGCGUCGCAGUUGUCAAGUUAACAAGUGCGUCGCAGUUGUCAAGUUAA
Molecule: messenger RNA, 603 nt
Organism: Helobdella robusta
Lineage: Eukaryota; Metazoa; Annelida; Clitellata; Rhynchobdellida; Glossiphoniidae
Exons: 4
Coding region: 1-603 (200 amino acids)
Source: RefSeq, a predicted model, not a curated record